AUGCUCUCGUUAUUGGUGCUACAGUCAUGGAAGGCUUCUAUGUAAUAUUUGACAGAGCCCAGAGGAGAGUGGGCUUUGCAGUGAGUCCAUGUGCAGAACUCCAGCAUCAGUUUCGGGUGACCUGAGCCCAUCAUGGUGGCAUCGGCCUGGGUGCCUGCUGAGAAAGCUGGUACUGGCAGAAUGGAUCAGGGAAGAACUCCAGGAUAUACCACGGGUUGUCAUCAAGCUACACAUGAUUUGGGAUUUCUGAUAGCAGGGAUCGUUGCCAAUUCAGCUCCCUCUGAUCUUGUGAAAUUAGCAGGGCUCCUGUUAGCAUUGUUGACUGCUUGGUACUUGGGAUACUUCUUCGCUGUUCUUGUACCCAAAGAGACAAUAACAACAUCUAUUGCUAAUCUUCAAGACAUUGGAAAGAAACCAGUGUUGAGAGCCCCGAUCCCAAAAAGGCAGAAGUGUGAUCACUGGUCUCCCUGCUCACCUGGGAACUAUGCCUAUCGGAUUCUUAGUGGUGGUGGCAAAGAAAAGCUGGCUAAAAUUUGUUUUGAGGAUGAGCUGCUUAUAAGCAAAGAGAAGGGUAAUGCUGGAAGUGGUAUAAACAUUGCCAUUGUGAACUAUAAAACAGGAAGAGCUACAUCAACAAAAUUUUUUGACAUGUGGGAAGGAGACCACUCAGGAGAGAUGAUGACAUUCAUUAAAAAUGCUCCAAAAGGGUCCCUCCUUUUGAUGGUGACUCAUGAUGAUGGAAGCACCCGGUUAAAAAAUGAUGCCAAAAAAUUAAUAGAAGAGCUGGGAAGUAAAGAAAUAUGGAAUAUGAAGUUCAGGUCAAGCUGGGCCUUUAUAGCUGCCAAAGGCUUCAAGCUGCCAGAUAAUAUCCAAAAAGAAAAGAUAAACCACUCUGACAAGAAGAACAACAGAUAUGGUGACUGGCCAGCUGAGAUCCAAAUAGAAGGCUGUAUUCCAGGAAACCUGAUCUGAACAAAUGCAUACCUCAUUAGUAAAGAUUAUUAUAUAUUUUUAUAUCUCUUUUAUACGCUAGUAAAUUACUUCCAGAACCCAAUAAGCAUCUGAACACUAAUUGUAAAAUAAGUUUUACAGUUUUUAACCUUUCUUUCCUCUGUGAGGUUUUACUCUAAAAUGAAAACAAGUAGGUAUUUUGAUGACAAGCAGAAAUAAAAUAUUCUGGUUUGGGAUUACAGUGUUCAGGAAGUCAGUGAUAAAAUACAAGGAUUUUUGAAAGUGAAUAUUCAUUGUCAUUAGUAAUUUUAGGGGUUUGGUUGGUUGGUUUGGUUGGUUUUACUAUGUGUUUCUUUUGCUUCCUUUAAAGACUAAUAUGCAAAUAGAACUUAGUCUAAAUUGUAAUAUAA
Athene cunicularia (burrowing owl) is the source of this 1361-nucleotide messenger RNA. It is a transcript of the gene FAM3B, whose product is annotated as family with sequence similarity 3 member B. The transcript has 9 exons. The record is from RefSeq and is a predicted model, not a curated record. The coding region runs from base 133 to 972 and encodes 279 amino acids. NCBI's taxonomy places the organism in Eukaryota, Metazoa, Chordata, Aves, Strigiformes, Strigidae.